Diuraphis noxia (Russian wheat aphid) is the source of this 901-nucleotide messenger RNA. RefSeq names its product calcium and integrin-binding protein 1-like. NCBI's taxonomy places the organism in Eukaryota, Metazoa, Arthropoda, Insecta, Hemiptera, Aphididae. Gene Ontology annotation, molecular function: calcium ion binding; magnesium ion binding. The record is from RefSeq and is a predicted model, not a curated record.
UAUGUAAUAUUUAUUGAGGUAUUAACAAAUAACAAAAUUUAUUAGUUUUAUUGGUGUUUAAUUAAUUCAAUGGACUGUUAAAAGAAGUGAUUAACUUUAAAUCAAAUGGGCCAAAAUUCUAGUCAAUUCUCUGCUGAAGAGUUAAAUGACUAUCAGGAUCUCACUUAUUUUACAAAAAAAGAAGUUUUGAUUGCACAUGAAAAGUUCAAGUCAUUAGCUCCUGAAAAAGUGGGACAUAAUAAAAAUGCUAAAUUAGCUCUAAACAAGGUCCUUAAGCUACCUGAAUUAGCGGCUAAUCCUUUUGGUGAACGUAUGUGUCAAGUAUUCAGUUCUAGUCAGGAUGGGGAUUGUACAUUUGAAGAUUUUUUGGACAUGAUGUCAGUAUUUAGUACUAUGGCACCUGCUGAUGUAAAGGCUGAACAUGUCUUUAGAAUUUUUGAUUUUGAUGGUGAUGACAUGUUGGGUGUUGGAGAUAUAAAAAAAGUAAUUCAAUGCUUAAUUGGAGAACAAAAUGCCUUUAAUGAUAAUGAUCUUAAACGAUUGGUUCAAAAAAUAUUUGAAGAAGUAGAUUUUGAUGACGACGGCGCGCUUUCAUUUUCUGAAUUUGAACAUGUAACUGACAUGUGUCCAGAUUUUGUUAAGGGGACAAUAAUGAUAUCUUCCAAUUUUGUAGCAACGAGCUAGCGAUGACGUGAUAUUAUUGUGACUCAGGAUUUCCUAUAAUAAGUUAUUAACUAAUGGGUGCCUAUAUCCUAUUACAGUAGUCACUCGAUAAUUCAAAAUUUAAGGUACCAAGUUUCAAAUUUGAUUUAUAGAAGUUUUCGAUUUACCGAGUGUUCGAAUAAUCGAGGGAAAAAAUUAAUUUAAAUUUAAAAGAGUUGARAAAUUGUAUGUAUGUACA